Hypomesus transpacificus is the source of this 1004-nucleotide messenger RNA. RefSeq names its product bifunctional endo-1,4-beta-xylanase XylA-like. The record is from RefSeq and is a predicted model, not a curated record. Bases 65 to 910 code for a protein of 281 amino acids. NCBI's taxonomy places the organism in Eukaryota, Metazoa, Chordata, Actinopteri, Osmeriformes, Osmeridae. The transcript has 8 exons.
UGUUAUUUGUAACCCCUCCUUCCCACUUCCUCAGAGGGUGCACGUACAUUCACACAGCGUGUUCAUGACAAGGGGGGCUGACGCCAGGCUGUGGUGGGCCAUGUCUGAGAAGAGAUCCAGGGUCGGUCCAGAUGGAUUCCACCACAUGGUGAUGGCAGUGACCAGAGUUCAGCUCAUUGGCGGCCAGGUGAGACAAUAUCAGUCUCACAUGGGUUCUAAGACCACGGGUCUGGCUUACAAAGGGCAAACUGAUGUAACCAUCACAGAGUCCAGCAUGGUGGUGGGUCCAGAUGGGAUUCCACACAUCACAUCCAGAACCUCCUGGGGGUCCAGAAACGCCUGCGAGGAGGAGGACCAGGGCCAGGACUGGGACCCCUCUGAGGAGGAGAAUGAUGAGGACUGGACCAAGGACCAGGGCCAGGACCUGUUAGGACUUGAACUUGAGGACUGGGACCACUCUGAGGAGGAGAAUGAUCAGGGCUGGACCAAAGACCAGGCCCAGGACUGGCUCCCCUCUGAGGAGGAGAACGAUCAGGACUGGACCAAGGACCAGGCCCAGGACUGGCUCCCCUCUGAGGAGGAGAACGAUCAGGACUGGACCAAGGACCAGGCCCAGGACUGGCUCCCCUCUGAGGAGGAGAACGAUCAGGACUGGACCAAGGACCAGGCCCAGGACUGGCUCCCCUCUGAGGAGGAGAACGAUCAGGACUGGACCAAGGCCCAGGAUCAUGAGACCCAUUUCCCUGCAAAAUGGGAAAAUGAAAUGGAAUUCCUUAAGUUCUACUUGAGAGACAAGACCGUGGACCAACUGUCCUACAAGGUGCCAGCUCUUAGGCAGGCGUUCACUACGCUGUUUACUAAGAGCAGAGAGUUCAUGUUGGCGCUGGUUUUUAGCAAGGCUGGCAACUGAAGCGCAGAAGGAUGAAGAGCAGCUGUUUCUGCAGUACACAAGGCUGCUGAAGUACACCUCAGACCACGCCCACCUAGACUCCAUCAUGCAGGAG